Molecule: messenger RNA, 804 nt
Organism: Calliphora vicina (urban bluebottle blowfly)
Lineage: Eukaryota; Metazoa; Arthropoda; Insecta; Diptera; Calliphoridae
Gene: mad2
Product: mitotic arrest deficient 2
Exons: 2
Coding region: 43-666 (207 amino acids)
Biological process (GO): mitotic spindle assembly checkpoint signaling
Cellular component (GO): nucleoplasm; kinetochore; cytoplasm
Source: RefSeq, a predicted model, not a curated record
AUUCCAUUUAAUAUCAAGUAAACAAAGAAUACCUACAGAAAUAUGUCCACAACACAGGCUACCAAAAAUUGCAUCACUUUAAAAGGGUCAGCCCAAAUUAUAGCAGAAUAUCUAAAGUACGGCAUCAAUUCCAUACUCUUUCAAAGAGGCAUCUACCCGGCGGAAACAUUCGAAAGUACACAACAGUAUGGCCUGACCAUACUAAUGUCAAAAGAUCCUAAAAUAGAAGAGUUUUUGCAAAAAGUUUUGGAACAGACAGAAGAAUGGUUGGCCAAAAAUAUGAUCAACAAAAUAUCGAUGGUCAUAACAAAUGCCCAUACCAAAGAAGUGCUAGAAUGUUGGGAUUUUAAAAUGAAUGCCGAACUGGGGGAUGGUGAUACAAGUGAUGGCAGUAAACUGACCUCUUCCAAAGAACUGAAACGCAUACAGAAUGAGAUUCGCGAUGUUAUGCGUCAAAUAUCGGCCACUGUUACCUAUUUGCCAUUGUUGGAUUGUAUUUGUACUUUUGACGUUAUGAUUCAUACGCUACAGACCUGUGAUGUACCAGAAAGUUGGGAUGAAACUGGUCCGGCGUUUAUACAAAAUGCCCAAGCUGUACAAUUACGUUCCUUUUCGACCGGCUUGCAUAAGGUCGAUACUGUAGUUAAUUAUAAAAUGGCGUCAUAGGAUUGAGUUGGUUGUGUUUGAAAACAAUUCCAACAAUCAUUUGCAUCGACAUCAACCUCAUUUUGUUUCUCGUCUUAAAGUAUGUAAUUUAUUUUAUGUGUUUCUAUUUUAUAAAGAAAUUGAUUUGACUUAAAAAUU